Molecule: messenger RNA, 1230 nt
Organism: Protobothrops mucrosquamatus (brown spotted pit viper)
Lineage: Eukaryota; Metazoa; Chordata; Lepidosauria; Squamata; Viperidae
Gene: SEC14L2
Product: SEC14 like lipid binding 2
Exons: 12
Coding region: 1-1230 (409 amino acids)
Cellular component (GO): cytoplasm
Source: RefSeq, a predicted model, not a curated record
AUGAGCGGGCACGUCGGCGACCUAAGCGCCAAGCAGGAGGCGGCGCUGGCCCAGUUCCGUGAGAAUAUCCAAGAUAUCUUACCAGGUCUUCCGGCUCAGGAUGAUUACUACUUGUUGAAAUGGCUCCGAGCCCGGUGUUUUGACCUGCAGAAGUCUGAAGCUAUGCUCAGGAAGCAUGUGCAGCUGCGCAAGUAUAUCGAUUCUGACCACAUUAAGGAAUGGAAAGCCCCAGAGGUUAUCCAGAAGUACAUGGCUGGAGGGACAUGUGGAUUUGAUCGGGAGGGCUGCCCGGUUCAGUACGAGAUCAUUGGGACCCUUGACCCCAAAGGGUUGCUCUACUCUGCUUCAAAACAGGAUCUGCUCAAAAAUAAAUUUCAGGACUGCGAGUAUCUGCGGGACAUCUGCGACGAACAGACCCAAAAACUGGGGAGAAGAGUUGAAACUAUCGUCAUGAUUUAUGACUUUGAGGGGCUUGGUUUGAAGCAUCUCUGGAAGCCAGCUGUUGAAGUCUACAUAGAGCUUCUUGGCAUGUUCGAAGAUAACUUCCCUGAGAGCCUUAAAUAUUUAUUUGUCAUUAAAGCUCCGAAACUAUUCCCCGUAGCUUACAACAUGGUGAAGCACAUUCUGAGUGAAGACACUCGCAAAAAGUUAAUUAUUCUAGGAGCAAAUUGGAAGGAAGACUUGCAGAAAUAUAUUGACCCCGCGGAGAUUCCCAUGAUAUAUGGGGGGGCCCUCACGGACCCUGAUGGAAACCCCAAAUGUGAAUCCAAGAUAUGCUUUGGUGGUGACGUGCCCAAAACAUACUACGUGCAAGAUCAGCUGAAGCAACAGUAUGAGCAUUCCGUAAUGGUGAAUCGGGGGUCUUCCCAGCAGCUGGAAUACGAGAUCCUCUUUCCAGGCUGCGUCCUGAGGUGGCAGUUUAUGUCCGAUGGUGCCGAUAUAGGCUUUGGCAUCUACCUGAAGACCAAAGUGGGGGCCCGCCAGCACGCUGGGGAGAUGGCUGAGGUAUAUCCCAACCAGCGCUACAACGCACACCUGGUCCCUGAAGAUGGCAGCCUCACCUGCCCAGAUGCUGGCAUCUACGUCCUGCGUUUUGACAAUACCUACAGCUACGUCUAUGCCAAGAAAAUCAGCUACACGGUGGAGGUUUUACUCCCGGAUAAGAAAUCGGAGCAGACGUUCCAAGAGUUGGAGGGACAGACCAGGGCGCUGGAAAUCAACCACGCUUGA